AUGCCCCUCUUCGGUCAGAGCGAUCGCAAUCGCAGUGAGCUGGUGUUGAUGACACUUUAUGCUCGCACUUGCACAGUGGAUUGGAAGCUGUCCCGAGUGCGCUCAAUGGCAAGAUGUGAAACAAUGUCGCAGUGCUCUGAUGCAGGUACACCCGUUCACCCGCCGACGGCGCCGCAGAGAGCGGCUACGCGCGUUGAGUGGAUUGGACGGGUGUCUGCGAAACGUAUUGCAUUCCAGUUGUGCGGCACUGGCAGGUGGGACAGUCGCCUUCCGGAUACGAUCCGCUGGUGCUCGCUCGGAUGA
This is a messenger RNA of Baudoinia panamericana UAMH 10762, 303 nucleotides long. RefSeq lists its product as uncharacterized. The coding region runs from base 1 to 303 and encodes 100 amino acids. Lineage: Eukaryota; Fungi; Ascomycota; Dothideomycetes; Mycosphaerellales; Teratosphaeriaceae. The transcript has a single exon. The record is from RefSeq and is a predicted model, not a curated record.